This is a messenger RNA of Parnassius mnemosyne (clouded apollo), 207 nucleotides long. Lineage: Eukaryota; Metazoa; Arthropoda; Insecta; Lepidoptera; Papilionidae. The record is from the annotation of a GenBank genome assembly.
AUGCAUUCUGAUGAAUUGAGCUGGUUCAUGAUGAGUUCCCUACUGACGGAUCGAAUUAUAGAAGAAUGUCUAGAACAAGAAGAUAGUGAAGAAGAAAAUGUGUCAGAAAUAGAAGAUUUUGAGGAGCAUAGUGAUCAUGAAAGCGGAACAGAGCAAGAAGCAAGUGAUUCAGAUGGGUCUUCAGUGUCGGAAGAGAGUUUUCCUUAG